GAAUAAGUGAAAUAAAGGCCAUGUGCCUCGCCUUCGUCUUUCACUUUACUUUGCUGGCAGGAUCGGUGAAACAUCACCCGGGGAAAUCCUCUGAGCCCAGCUAACUUCAGACUUCAGGAUGUUCCUGUGCUUGGCUCUGUUGACUCUUCUUCCUGCGACUGUCAGCAUCAGUCCUGGAGUGAAAGUGGAGCUGACUCAAAAAGGCAUCGACUAUGGGAGACAAUUGGGUAUAGCUUCCAUUCAGUCAAAACUGAAGACCAUCAGAAUCCCAGAUAUAUCUGGAACGACCAACGUACCUGCCGUCGGGAAGGUCAAGUACAGUUUGUCAGGUUUGCAAUUACUGGAUGUAGGAUUACCAAAGUCUGCACUGGAUCUGGUGACAGGAAGUGGAGUCCGACUGUCCAUUGGUGACGCCUACAUGAAAUUGCGUGGAAACUGGAAGGUCAAGUAUCUCAAAUUCAUAACGGACCACGGCUCUUUCGAUCUCAACGUGAACGGACUAACAAUCACAACAAGCAUCAAAAUUGACAGUGACGAUACGGGCAGACCUGCGGUCAGUACCAUCAGCUGCUCGGCCUCUGUUGGAAGCCUAAAGAUCCAGUGUCACGGUGGAGACAAGUGGAUGUGCGAUCUAUUUAAAGACCUAUUAGAGAAGUUUGGGCGUAAGUCCCUAGAGAAACAGAUCUGUCCUCUGGUCCAAACGGCAGUAUCAGAAUUAAAUCCUGAGCUGAAGACCAUGAAUGUCUUGGCAAAGGUGGACCAAUAUGCAGAGAUUGAAUAUUCCAUGGUGUCAUCGCCUGUCAUUUCUAACACUUCUUUAGUUUUGAAUCUGAAGGGAGAAUUUUACAACAUUGGGAAACAUCAAGAGCCUCCAUUCACUGCCACGGACUUCUCCAUGCCAACUGAGGCCAACAACAUGAUGUACAUGGGAAUAUCUGCCUUCACCGUUAACUCGGCAGCGUUCGUCUACACCACAGCCGGAAUCCUCAGCCUCUACAUCACUGAUGACAUGAUCCCAAAGAGUUCUCCGUUCCGACUCACCACCAAGUCAUUUGGAAUCUUCGUACCGCAGGUUGAAGAGAAGUUCCCUGAUCUGCCGAUGAAACUGCUGGUGAAGGCGGUGAAAAGCCCCACCGUUACCUUUGAACCCGACAACAUGACAAUCCAAGCCGCUGCCACGGUGACAGCCUACGCCAUCCAGCCCAACGCCACACUCUCUCCUCUCUUUGUCCUGAGCCUGGAGAGCAGCGUCAGCGGCCGGGUGUUUGUCAGCGGAAUAAAGCUGGCCGGAGAAGUCACCCUCCAGAAAAUGAAUAUGACCCUCGUCACCAGUUACGUUGGAGAUUUUCGAGUUGAAUCACUUGACAAAAUCUUCAAAAUGGUCAUCAAUUUGGGGAUAUUACCCAAACUCAAUGAACGUCUUGCUCAAGGAUAUCCACUGCCAAUGAUUGGAAAGAUGAAGCUUGUGAGCAGUCAGCUUCACAUCCUGAAGGACUACAUGCUGAUCGGGACGGACGUUCAGUUCAUGGACUGAGCCGCGCCGUGAAACACUCCCAGAAAUACAACGCAGAUGAAGCAGAUUUUCAUUUUGUUGUUUCUUCAUGUUGUCCUCUUAAUGUGGACAAAGUCAUCCUUUCUGAAGUUCUUUGAAGCACUUUCUCCCUCUGAGUUUCUGAAUUUUUUAGUCUCACAUGGUCACACAGCAUCUCUCAGGCAGCUGUGACCGAGCGCUCAGGCUCUGGGAACUGGCUGAAGAGAUCUGAAACACGUAAGUUAUGAAAAUAAGAGGGUCAAAUUUCCCUUUGUUUCUUUUAAACUUGAUUUCAUAAAUCAAUGACGACACUAUUCGCGAUUAGGGUUCAAUCAUCAUAUUUUGUGACUUCUAGUUUUUUCUUGCAACAUGAUUCAUUCAUUCAGUUGAACAUGAACAUAUAAAAUAAUAAUGUCAAAAUGCCAUAUAUGAUUGUGUUGUGAAAUGCCGGAGGUGUUUUUAUUGUAAAGGUGCUCAACAGGAACUGUCCUGAAUCACUUGUCGCUAUGGUUGUUUGCUUGACUGAGGAAACAGCAAGUUUCCUCCACUAUUUAAUAAAGACUGAUUUGUAAUUGUUCAG
This is a messenger RNA of Salarias fasciatus (jewelled blenny), 2111 nucleotides long. Its product is annotated as bactericidal permeability-increasing protein-like. The coding region runs from base 119 to 1534 and encodes 471 amino acids. The transcript has 16 exons. NCBI's taxonomy places the organism in Eukaryota, Metazoa, Chordata, Actinopteri, Blenniiformes, Blenniidae. The record is from RefSeq and is a predicted model, not a curated record. Gene Ontology annotation, molecular function: lipid binding.